Molecule: messenger RNA, 4633 nt
Organism: Oryzias latipes (Japanese medaka)
Lineage: Eukaryota; Metazoa; Chordata; Actinopteri; Beloniformes; Adrianichthyidae
Gene: fmnl2b
Product: formin-like 2b
Biological process (GO): cell migration; cortical actin cytoskeleton organization; regulation of cell shape
Cellular component (GO): cytosol
Molecular function (GO): small GTPase binding; actin filament binding
Source: RefSeq, a predicted model, not a curated record
GAGCCUGUGGCAGCAGAAGGUUUAUUGUCUAAACAGGGAGGAUCGAGCGAGCUACAUAAAGACUGCAGCUGUGGGAGACAAAGAGAGGGAGGCUCUGGUGGAGAGGGGGAGGACAGGGGGAGGAUUAACCGGCUGAUGUGAGACACGCGCUCACACACACACGCACGGACAAAAACACGAAUUCAACCAGAUCAGACGCAGCGGCGGGGGGAGACACAAAGACAGACGGUGAAGAAGACUGAGGGAGACGGGGGCCUUCAUCGUCUGAGGGACACCGGAGGCUCACGGCGCACAUCCACCGGCCUGCAGAGCCCAUCCCGGCGUCCCGCUGAUGGCUGACCACAUGUUCGUGCUGCUGUGAGCGUGAGGCUGCGGUGGGUGUGUUCGCUCUGCUUUUGGGUUAUGGGGAACGCAGAGAGCAUGGAGAGCCAGCUGGCGGUCAUCAGGUCCAGAGCGGCACCGGUUCGGCUCCCGAUGCCGGACCCAGCAGAGCUGGAAGAGAGAUUCUCCAUCGCCCUGAACUCAAUGAACCUGCCGCCUGAUAAGGUGCGUCUGCUGCGCUCUUAUGAUAAUGAGAAGAAGUGGGAGCUGAUUUGUGACCAGGAGAGGUUUCAAGUGAAGAACCCUCCACACACCUACAUCCAGAAGCUAAGAGGCUUCCUUGACCCGGCUGUCACACGUAAGAAGUUCAGACGGCGAGUGCAAGAGUCCACCCAGAUGCUUAGGGAGCUUGAGAUUUCUCUCCGCACCAAUCACAUUGGAUGGGUUAGAGAGUUUCUCAACGAGGAGAAUCGAGGCCUUGAUGUUCUUGUGGAGUAUUUGUCAUUUGCUCAAUACGCUGUCACGUUUGACGGGGAACAGUUAGAAGGUGGCAGUGAAGUGGCUUCCAUCGAUUCUCCUUGGAGUCGUUCUAUUGAGGAUCUUCAUGGCGAGUGCAGCCUUCCCUCGCCGUCCUCGUCCAUAUCUCGUGCUGCCCGACAUUCUAUCAGCUCUACUUUGGUGACACGCUCCAACACCCUGCCAAGCCGUCGGACUCUGAAGAACUCUCGACUUGUCUGCAAAAAGGAUGACGUCCAUGUUUGCAUCAUGUGCCUGAGAGCCAUCAUGAACUACCAGUAUGGUUUCAACAUGGUGAUGGCUCAUCCCCAUGCCGUCAACGAAAUUGCUCUCAGCCUCAACAACAGGAACCCCAGAACCAAAGCUUUGGUUCUGGAGCUGCUGGCAGCAGUGUGUUUGGUCAGGGGAGGACAUGAGAUCAUCCUGUCGGCCUUUGACAACUUUAAAACAGUUUGUUCGGAGUCAAUGCGGUUUGAGAAGCUGAUGGAAGAUUUCAAGAAUGAAGAUGACAACAUUGACUUCUUGGUUGCCUGCAUGCAGUUUAUCAACAUUGUGGUUCACUCAGUGGAAGACAUGAACUUCAGAGUCCAUCUACAGUAUGACUUCACCAAACUCAACCUGGAUGAACAUCUGGAGAGACUAAAGCACACAGAGAGUGACAGGCUGAAGGUUCAGAUUCAGGCAUACCUGGACAACGUGUUUGACGUGGGGACGCUGCUGGAGGAUGCCGAAACCAAAACUGCUGCUCUGGAGAGAGUUGAGGAGCUUGAAGAGAGCCUGGCUGGGAUGUCGGAGCGCCUGCUGGAUGUGGAGAAUGAAGCCAUGCUGAAGAUUGUUGAACUGGAAAAACAACUGAUGCAGACCAACAAGGAGCUGGACCAACUCCGGGAGGGGUAUGCAAAUGCAAACUCUCAGGUGCAUACUCUGAGGCGAAUAGUACGGGAGAAAGACCAGACAAUCCGACGGCACAGUCGCUUGGAACGGCAGGCCCAGGAGGCCCAGCAGGCCGGAGGACCAGGGGCUCCUCAACCCCAAAGAGGAGAAGGAGAUGGAGGAGUGUCUGAUUCUGCUUCCCCCUCCCCUCCUCCCUGUUCCAACCUCUCCCCCAGUCCAGAAACUGUAUCUUAUCACAGCGUGGGACCAGGGCUGGGUGGAGUUCCAGGCAUGCUGACUCCGCCUCCUCCGCCUCCGCCUCCCCCUCCAAUGCCAGUCACAGUGUCUAAUGGACUCUACCCCACCCCACCUCCCCCUGCUCCACCACCACCCCCUCCUCCACCACCUCUGGCUUCUCGGACCAAUGAGCUCUGCUGUGUCCCCAUGCCGCCUCCUCCUCCACCCGUGGCGCCUCCUCUUCCUGGCGCUGGGGGUUCACCUACAGUCAUCUUUAACUCUGGAUUAGCAGAGGGCCCCCUCAAGUUAUUUUCGGUGAAGAUCAAGAAACCAAUUCAGACCAAGUUCAGAAUGCCAGUGUUGAAUUGGGUUGCACUGAAACCGAGUCAGAUCAACGGAACCGUCUUCAAUGAUAUCGACGAUGAGUCCAUCCUGCAGAACUUGGACAUGGAGGAGUUUGAGGAGCUGUUUAAGACCAAAGCUCAAGGUCCAGCGGUGGAUCUUACUCUGUCCAGGCAGAAACUUCCUCAGAAAGGCCCAUCCAAAGUCUCUCUGUUGGAAGCCAACAGAGCCAAAAACCUAGCAAUCACCUUGAGGAAGGCUGGACAGGGGUCAGAGGUCAUUUGCCGUGCAAUCCAAAUGUUUGAUCUUCGGACGGUGCGAGUGGAUUUCGUGGAGUGUCUGAUGCGUUUCCUGCCAACGGAGGCGGAAGUUAAGCUGCUACGGCAAUAUGAGAGGGACAGGAAACCUCUGGAGGCUCUGAGUGACGAAGAUCGAUUCAUGAUGCAAUUCAGUCGAAUCGAAAGACUCAGUCAGCGCAUGACGAUCAUGACCUUCAUGGGAAACUUUGCUGACAAUGUCCAGAUGUUGACUCCACAACUUCAUGCCAUCAUUGCCGCUUCAGUGUCCAUAAAGUCAUCACAAAAACUAAAGAAGAUCCUGGAGAUUAUCCUGGCUCUGGGAAACUACAUGAACAGCAGCAAGAGAGGAGCCGUGUACGGCUUCAAACUACAGAGCUUAGACUUGCUUCUGGAUACAAAGUCAACAGACAGGAAGCAAACGCUGCUUCAUUAUAUUUCCAAUGUGGUCAGAGAGAAAUAUCAGGCUGUGUCUCUCUUUUACAAUGAACUCCAUUAUGUGGACAAGGCUGCUGCAGUGAGUCUGGAGAAUGUCCUGUGUGAUGUAAAGGAGCUGCAGCGAGGCAUGGAGCUCACCUGGAGAGAGUUUAGUGUGUCGCACAACGCCACGCUCAAAGACUUCAUCAGUAGGAAUGAGUCACGCCUCACAAAGCUGCAGGAAGAUGCCCGCAUUGCUCAGGAUGCCUUUGAGGACGCCGUCAAGUUUUUUGGAGAGAGCUCAAAGACGAUGCCCCCCUCCGUCUUCUUUCCCGUUUUCGUCCGCUUCAUCAAAGCUUACAGGUUGGCAGAUGAGGAGAAUGAGCAGAGGAGGCGCCAGGAGCAAAUGUUGUUAGAGAAACUGGAGCAGGAGGAGCAACAAGAAGAGGAGGACAGCAAGUCUCCAAGCCACAAAGGCAAGCGGCAGCAGCAAGAGCUGAUCACUGAGCUCCGACGACGGCAAGGAAAAGACAGCCGCCACGUUUACGAAGGGAAGGACGGCGCCAUUGAGGACAUCAUCACAGCUCUGAAGACCGUCCCCUUCACGGCUCGAUCAGCCAAACGAAGCUCUCGAUUCUUCUGUGACCCCGCCCUCCCAGAGGAGCACUACUGAAGACACCACGGCCGCCCACCCCCCUUUUAUUUAUUGGGACCAACAAGCACUUUGAACAUUCUUGACUGACCAAUGUGAACCAUGUUUGUCAUUUUAUGAUCCCCGUCUGUCACAGUGUGAUGUUUAAAGGUCGACAACAGUCUGAUAGUCUGGACUAAAAGUCACUUCUUUAGGUUUUCUCGGAGCAGAAAGGCUUUUAGCUCAAGUUUUAUUACCAUUUUAGGAAGAAUGCUGAACUAAAACAGGAGGAUCCAAAUUCUAACACAGCUGGGAAAACCGUCCUCUGGUUCCGUCACAGAUGUAAACGUCUGCAGCAUCACGACAAACGGAGAACCGGUAAUGAUGCUGCUCCAAAAACUGUUCCGGGAAUCCAAGCAGACGGUUGCUCUGCCUCUUUGAGAACCAAAACAGAUGGAUGCAGAGCAGCAACCAUGUUAGACCAGAGAAGGUUGCCUCACGUCAGACGAGGACGGAUGCCGGCUCCAGAAAGGUCCAGCUGUGACUUUGGCUGAAACUUCUGCAGGGUUCUGCUUCUUUUGUUUCACAGAGUUCCUAAACCAUGAAAGCAUAGAAAAACCUAACUCUUCAUCUGUACACCACCCACCAUCCAUCCAAGUUCCUGAGGACCAUGCAGGUCGGCGGGCGCCAGACGACUCUUGCAUGAAAAGAAGACACUGACACCGGAGAGACAAUUCAGUUCUAUAACAAUCCCUGCUUGGUCUUGGACUGAAAAGGUCCAGUUUACUGGUCCCAAUCAAACGAUGACCCUCUGCAUUAUUGCCUUCCUACUGAACCCACCCUGCCCUCAUCAUCAUCAUCAUCAUCAUCAUUAGCUUGAAGAAGACAGCACACUUUUCUACGUGUACAAAUGUUUUUUAGCAGGUUGUGUAGCAAUGCUCGUGUUUGUUGACCGUGAUCCUGCACUUGGUGUGAGAAUAAAACACACCCUGUCAAAAAA